Molecule: messenger RNA, 2793 nt
Organism: Colletotrichum karsti
Lineage: Eukaryota; Fungi; Ascomycota; Sordariomycetes; Glomerellales; Glomerellaceae
Exons: 5
Coding region: 1-2793 (930 amino acids)
Biological process (GO): mitotic sister chromatid cohesion; maintenance of mitotic sister chromatid cohesion
Cellular component (GO): chromatin; SMC loading complex
Molecular function (GO): double-stranded DNA binding
Source: RefSeq, a predicted model, not a curated record
AUGACCUACCGGGGCUCUUUGCCUUCGGGGCAGGCCUUUAAUGGCCAGCAGCACCUUCCGCAGGCCUACAACGACCCAUACGGCACCGGCAAUGGCAAUGGCAAUGGCAAUGGCAACCCCGACGGCCAAAAUCCACCGUACCUGAAUGCUGCCUAUGGCGGUAUCGGCCAGGCGCAAGGCAACUUCCAUCCGUCUCCAGUUCCUCCUGCCUCUACCCUUCCACCUGCUGCCGCGCCUGCCCCGAUGAACAUGCAUGCGAACGGAUAUGGCCACUAUCCUCCUGCCUAUGGCGGCAACUUUCCGCCGCAGCAGCAUCAACAACAGCAACAGCAGCAGCUGCCGCCGCCGCAGUCGCUGCACUACUCUCAACAAGGCCAACAGUCCUUUGCCCAAAGCAACGUGAUGAACUCGCCCUUCGUGUCUCCUCACUUACCUCACGCUUCCUACCCGCAACAUACUCAAGCCGCGCGAUCACCUGCACUGCCGACCGCUUCCAUACCGAACCCGACGACCCCAACCUACGCCGAAUAUCGACCGCAACCGCCGCAGCAACCGCAAGCCCAAUACCAGCCGCACUUUCAGCAACCGGUUAGCCAGCAGCAGCGCCAUCAGGUCCAACAGCUGCACAACGUUCAACCGCAGGCCGCACCUCAGUAUGCUCAAUUCUCACAGCCAGCCAUGGGCAACAGUCAGAGUGUCCCGGUCCUGAAUCAGCCUUUCGCCGAACCUUCCCACGUCCAGCCGAGUCCUGAGCCCAACCGUGCCAACUCCCCCGUCGUACAACCCGCCAGAUCUCCCAGUAUAGCCAGGAAAUCGCCCGCAAUAUCGUCCAUGAAUUCCCCCGCCGUAUCAUCGAGGGGCUCCCCGGCUCUCUCCACGAAAGCGAGAUCCUACGAUACGACUGCGAUUCUUGUACAUGUGGCUGAGGAGUGUUUUGAAAAGGCGAAGCGUGCAGUACAGCAAGUUGCCGCAUCUUUGGCCGAAGAGCAAGUGCGCGAAUAUCAGAAGCUGAUCACCACCGGGCUUGCAUGCCUCGAAGCCGCUUUCCAGAGCAACCGUCUGUCGCCCAGACAAGAGGCGAGGGCACGGCUUAGAUAUGCGUCCAUCUUGUGCGAAGAGACUGAGAACCUGCAGGAAGCUGAGACUGCACUCAGCAAGGGCAUCACCAUUUGCGAAAAGCAUAGGUACACUGACCUCAAGUACUGUAUGCAAUAUCUGCUGUUGCGGGUGCUUUUUCAGCGGAACCAAAAGGCAGCCUUUAUUGCCAUUGAAAAGAACAUAUCUGACUGUCUCACUUUCAAACACACCCACUGGGUCUACGCCUUCCGCUUGUUGAAGGCUACGUUCCAUGUACAUGCUGGCAGCCCGCCAGACGCGGCGGUCCUGGAAAACUUUCGGGCCAUCUCUGCGCUGGCGAGUGAUCGAAAUGACCACGCCAUGGUUGUGUUUGCCUCUCUUCUUGAAGGCCUGUCCAUGUUGAGGACGAUUCGACCUGACACCAUUGAGCGUGUACAAACUUGUUUGGCCCAGGCUACCAAGUAUCAACUCGACCCAUCUGUUCAAAUACCGCAGCUCGAUAUUCUGACACUGCUGCUGGAUCUUGCAUGCAGCAUGCACCAAAAGACACCGGACAUCUUGAUAUACAAACUGAAAACCCUGCAAAGCAAACUGGACGACAGCAUGGGCUCAUCAACCUGGAGCGACUUGAACCCGGAAAUUCUCAUCCCUAUCAACAAGGCCUCUGCUGCAUCCGCCACGCUUAGCGACGACACAACUGCUAUUCUUCGAGCCGGCCCGUCAAGUCACGAUUACGUGGUCAUGACUUUCCUAAACAGACUAGAAAUUGUUGUUCUCACUUAUACUUUCAGUGGCCUUGCCGGUAUGUAUAGGCCUGGACACGAAUCAAGACGAAGCCACGAAUUCUGGAAGGAAGGCUUUGAGGUCUUGGCGAAAUGGAACAAAGACGUGGCACCAAACAUUUCCGGUUCUUCACUACAAGGCUGUAUCGAGCAGGCCAAGUGGAGAACUGAGAUCUUCUGCUAUCUUCAACUUCUUACUGGGCUCUACUUCGCAACUCAUAGCCAGUGGGCCAAGGUUGAGCAGUGUGUGGCGAAGCUUCAGCAAGCCAUUACGCCAGGUAUCAACGAUAUCUUCGGUCUCUUCUCGCUCUAUCUCUCGGGCGUGUACCACCAAGGCACUGGCGAUCUCGAGACAGCUCUGCUGCUGUUUGAAGACGAAAGAUUGAGUAUCAGCGCAGGCCAGGCGGGACACGGUGGCAGGAAACCUGCAAAGCAAGACCUGUGUAUCCUCGCCGCUCUGAAUCGACUUUGGAUUCUCCAGGAUGCGACCUAUCUCGAUGCGGCAACGUCCACCGAUCUCUUAAACACACUUCGGCCUAUAUGUGUUGAGCACCAGGACCCUGACAUCCGGACUGCAUUCAAUCUUGUACAAGCAACAGCUUCAACGAGCCCUCCUCCGUCAAUGCAUCAGAUCAAGACGAGUAUAACAAACUCGUUGAAUGGUUCAAAACUGACAGGUAACACGCACUGUCUGGCAAUAGCCCUAAGUAUCAUGCGAUACCGGUUAUUUGACAACGUGGUGGGCGAACAAGCCCUCAAGAGCGCGAAAGCAGCUUCGACUCAGGCCAAACGAAGUGGCAACCUUCUCUGGAUGAGUGUUGCGGACGGCAUGUUGGCAGACUCUUUUGAAGUCCAAGCAAUGUUCCCCGAAGCUGAAACGGCACGCCGCAAUGCUACGGAGCAUGCGUCUUACGCGUUUACGGGCAAGGAGUAG